GAUGCGAGACCUGUCUUCGAGUACAUCCAGUAUUUGCGCAAUCCGAACGCCCCAAAACCCAAGCUGGUUAUCCUGGAGAAUGUGGGGGGCAUGCUUGCGCCGUUCCGGAACCCGAAGUUCAGUGAGUUCAAGUGCCCGUUGGACUACCUCAUGCGGGGCACCUCCUGCAUCGCCGACCCGAAGACCAAGAAGAAUAAACCCUUCAAGCACGGUUUGGAGUUCUUGCCAGAUUACAAGGCUACCUACUUCACUUUAGACGCGAGGACGGCUGGUCUCCCCAUGCGCCGCCGGCGCGUGUUCAUCUUGCUUGUUCGGGUAGACGUCCUGGAGGCUGCGGAAGUGGACAUCAGCUUCGCUGCAGCGCUUGUCGCACAUAUCAAGACGCGCCCGAUUGAGCGGAAGCCGAUCGACGACUUCAUUACCCCAGAGAUGGUGUUACCCAGCUCAUACAAGAAGGUGAAGGAGGACAGGCAGAGGCUCACAGUGAAAGGAUGGGAGAAGAUCAACGCCGCCAGGUCAAAAAAAGGCACGAAGCUGUUGAAGCUGCCCAAUGGCAAGAAGGUUGGACAGACUGGCGUCUCGCUGUUCGGCAAGUCCGCCUCGAAGGAGGUGUUGAACCAGGUGUCUGAGCGGGAGGUGGAGUCCAUCAACUUCGUCUACGAGCGCCUUGGCAUUGGCAAUAUCCCGGACGAACUCACUAUCAAUAUUAAUGAGAGCACGGGUCGAAACACGACUGGGGUCGGCAACAUCCGCAUGUCGACUGGUUCCAGGAUCUGGUACAAGAAGGGCAACUGCUUGCUCAACCAUGCCACCAUAUUCAAGAUCUUCGGCUGGGACCCGGCGACGAUUACGAUCCCCGACGGCGUGUUCCCCACCGCCCUCAAGCGCCUUCAGGGGAACAUGAUCGCGAUCCCCACCAUUGGGACCGCCCUGAUCGUGGCCAUCGCCUUCUUGCCCGAGCUGUCGGAGUGGCGCAAGGGCCACCCCCUGAACCCCAACAAGGGCAAGCGCGUGGUCAGCCAGGCCGAGUGCGUGGGCGUCUAG
Molecule: messenger RNA, 1044 nt
Organism: Prorocentrum cordatum
Lineage: Eukaryota; Dinophyceae; Prorocentrales; Prorocentraceae
Source: the annotation of a GenBank genome assembly